UACUGUGCUACAUUUCUUUUGGUCAACCUAGUUUUUUAUAAAAACUUCACUCACUGUAUUUGAAAGCAAUAAAAAAAUUAUUAACGUAUUCGUAUAACAACGUAAAAUUAAUUAGAAUGAGUUGCCUUGCUGUCUAUAAUAACAAUACUCCAUUCAAACCUAUUAAUGAUUUACACUCCUUUAAAACGCCCGUAAACGGUUCUUGCAAGAAAACACCUUCAGGUAGGAAGCGUCAAACCCCACUAGCAGAUCGCUUUAUUCCAAGGCGGGAAACUUCGGAUUACGAAAAUAGUCAAGUAUUAUAUAAAGAAACUUUAUUUAAAGAAAAUGCGGUUCCCAUUGAAGCCUAUGAAACUCCUCUCUCGCCCAAUUCACUGGAAUACCACGAUAAUUUACAAUUCGCGUUAAAUACAGACCCUGAAGCAAAAGUUUUAGCUUACCAGCAGAAGGCUCCAGCUCCGAAGGAAGGACAUCUCAACAGCAACCGGAUACUUUAUAGCCAUAACAGAUUUGAUAAGGUUAAAAAUAGUUUUCAAGCGCCACGAAUAUCAAGAAAAAUUCCGCAAACAGCCGACAAGAUUUUAGACGCUCCUGAACUUUUGGACGAUUACUAUCUCAAUCUGUUAAGCUGGAAUCAGUCCACCAACAUUUUAAGUGUCGCUCUUGGUUGUUCCGUUUACUUAUGGGAUGCCAGUAACGGCGGUAUAGCCAAACUAAUGUCUUUGAAUGCUGAAGAUAACUACAUCACUUCCGUACAGUGGGUCAACGAGGGAAACGUAUUGGCUCUUGGCACCGACACACGGGAAGUUCAAUUGUGGGAUGCUGCAGAACUCAAGCUGCUGCGUGUGAUGCACGGACAUUCCUCUCGCGUGGGCUCUCUGUCGUGGAAUCAGCACCUUCUUAGUUCUGGAAGUCGAAGUGGGGAAAUUCAUUUUCACGAUGUUCGGGUUCACAAUCAUCUUUUGGCGAGAUGUCAAGGGCAUAGCCAAGAAGUAUGUGGCCUUCAGUGGAGCCCUGGGAACACUCAACUGGCCAGUGGCGGUAAUGAUAACGUGUUAAACAUCUGGGAUCCCCAUAAAUAUACCAGUCCGCUUUUUUCCCUUACUGAUCACCAAGCCGCCGUGAAGGCACUUGCCUGGUGUCCUUGGCAGAGCAGCCUCCUAGCGAGUGGCGGGGGCACUGCGGACAGGACCAUCCGCUUUUGGAAUACUCAAACUGGCCACUGCCAGAAUGUAAUUGACACGAAAAGCCAAGUGUGCAGCUUGCUAUGGGCGAAGCACCAGCGGGAGUUGCUCAGCUCUCAUGGCUUCAGCUUGAAUCAAUUAUGCAUAUGGAAGUAUCCUAGCGCAGUCAAGAUCGCCGAACUCACUGGACACACCAGCCGCGUGUUGCAUACAGCCCUCAGCCCCGACGGUCAAACGGUUGUCAGCGCCGCUGCAGACGAAACGCUUCGAUUUUGGAAAUGCUUUGAAGAAGAUAAAUUGAGAAUUACUAAUUUGAAUAAGAUGAAGAUUCAAAAUUUUAAGGGGCAGCCCGAUUCCGGUGCAAAAAUUCGUUGAGCAGAAUGUAGUUGGCUUGACAUUUUUCACCGGAGCGGUUUUCUUUCUCCUUUUUUCCCUUUUGCGCUUUUGCAUUUGCUUGAUAAUAUUCAUCUCAUUUUUUUAUCAAGCAAAGGAAAUUAUUAAGAGUACCUUCUUUAAAGGAAUUUGCUUUAAGCCCUCACAAGUGCACUCGAAUUUUCUUAAAAGGAAUUUUAGUUAAACUGUAGUAGUUAUUUUUAAUUAUUGCACAGCAUGCAUUGUCUGCUGAGCUUUUAAGAAUGUUUAAGAUCGUUUAAUCUUUCUAAAAAACUGUAAGUUUUUCUCGGGAAUUUUUUAUGCUUGACUUUCUUUUAAGAAUUUUUUUUUGUUGCUUAAACGAUGAUAUUAUUUCAUU
Messenger RNA from Zophobas morio, 1935 nucleotides. RefSeq names its product anaphase-promoting complex subunit cdc20-like. Gene Ontology annotation, biological process: anaphase-promoting complex-dependent catabolic process; positive regulation of anaphase-promoting complex-dependent catabolic process; positive regulation of ubiquitin protein ligase activity. The transcript has 7 exons. Gene Ontology annotation, molecular function: protein binding; anaphase-promoting complex binding; ubiquitin ligase activator activity. The coding region runs from base 117 to 1559 and encodes 480 amino acids. NCBI's taxonomy places the organism in Eukaryota, Metazoa, Arthropoda, Insecta, Coleoptera, Tenebrionidae. The record is from RefSeq and is a predicted model, not a curated record. Gene Ontology annotation, cellular component: anaphase-promoting complex.